Messenger RNA from Mus caroli (Ryukyu mouse), 1385 nucleotides. It is a transcript of the gene Stx4, whose product is annotated as syntaxin 4. Lineage: Eukaryota; Metazoa; Chordata; Mammalia; Rodentia; Muridae. Gene Ontology annotation, biological process: exocytosis; intracellular protein transport; vesicle fusion. Gene Ontology annotation, cellular component: SNARE complex; plasma membrane; endomembrane system. The record is from RefSeq and is a predicted model, not a curated record. Gene Ontology annotation, molecular function: SNAP receptor activity; SNARE binding.
GGGGCUGCAGCUGCGGGAGCAGGAUGGGGGGAAGAGAAGGGAAUUCCAACCUGUAGAACUUUGGGGGUCCUAUGGUCGGGUUCUUCCCCACGACUGUGGAUGGUGAAAGGGGUGGGGCCUUUGGCGGCUCCUGGGGGUACUGGAGUUCGCUGGGUGAGGGGAGGGGGUGUCAAGUGUGAGAGAGGUGCAGGACUUCCAAAUUUAGAACCUUGAGGCCCUUUGGGCUCGGGUCCAGGGCACUCCGGCCACCAUGCGCGACAGGACCCACGAGUUGAGGCAGGGGGAUAACAUCUCAGACGAUGAAGAUGAGGUUCGAGUCGCGCUGGUGGUGCACUCAGGUGCUGCCCGGCUGGGCAGCCCGGACGACGAGUUCUUCCAGAAGGUGCAGACAAUUCGGCAGACUAUGGCCAAACUGGAGAGUAAAGUCCGGGAGUUGGAGAAACAGCAGGUCACCAUCCUGGCCACGCCUCUUCCCGAGGAGAGCAUGAAGCAGGGCCUGCAGAACCUGCGAGAGGAGAUCAAACAGCUGGGGAGAGAGGUCCGGGCGCAGCUAAAAGCCAUAGAGCCCCAGAAGGAGGAAGCUGAUGAGAAUUACAACUCAGUCAACACAAGGAUGAAGAAAACCCAGCACGGAGUCCUGUCCCAGCAAUUUGUCGAGCUCAUCAACAAGUGCAACUCAAUGCAGUCCGAAUACCGAGAGAAGAAUGUGGAGCGGAUCCGGAGGCAGCUGAAGAUCACCAAUGCUGGAAUGGUGUCUGACGAGGAGCUGGAGCAGAUGCUGGACAGUGGGCAGAGUGAGGUGUUUGUGUCUAAUAUCCUGAAGGACACGCAGGUGACUCGGCAGGCCCUGAAUGAGAUCUCUGCGCGGCACAGUGAGAUCCAGCAGCUGGAGCGCAGUAUCCGAGAGCUCCAUGAGAUCUUUACUUUUCUAGCUACGGAGGUGGAGAUGCAGGGGGAGAUGAUCAACCGCAUCGAGAAGAACAUCCUGAGCUCAGCCGACUACGUGGAACGUGGGCAAGAGCACGUCAAGAUAGCCCUAGAGAAUCAGAAGAAGGCCAGGAAGAAAAAAGUCAUGAUUGCCAUCUGUGUCUCUGUCACUGUUCUCAUCUUGGCUGUCAUCAUUGGCAUCACCAUAACCGUUGGAUAAUGUCACAUGUUCUUGGCACUGGGAGAGACAGAGACCCAGCUUUUGUGGAGGUGGGGCAGGCCUCCAACUGAACCCGUCCGCACACUGGCCCUUGUGCAGAGGGCCUGCGGCUCAUCCUGGGUUGGCAGCUGCUCAUUCAUGGAGUCCUCCCCUGGAGUCCUCCCCUUCAGGCCACAAUGCCUGCGAGACAGUUUUCAAUGUCCUGUUUGUCCGGGAUACAUGGUUUUGUAAAAAAAUU